AUGAUGAGAACAAAUUUACCUCUCGAGAUUUGGAUCCAUAUCGCCACGUAUCUAGAGCCCGACGCAUGCUACCGGCUGAUUCAAGCCUUUGAAGGUCUUUCUCUAGUUCUUCCGCACAAGGAUCUAAUAAAGAAGGCAAGAAAUACUGCUGGAGACACAAUUGUGCACUUAGCAGCACGCAGAGGCGAUGUAAAAUUGAUACAGAAUUUACUAGCCAGAAGCGUGAACAUCCACGUGCGGAACAAGCGCGGGGUCACGCCUUUAGCUGAGGCUGCACUUCGAGGGCAUCAAGCCGUCGUGGAGCUACUUAUUUCCGCGGGGGCAAAGAUCGAUGAGCCGGAUAGUCGUGGAUUCUUUCCUCUACAUGCUGCGGCCUACCGUGGCUCAGAUGCGGUUGUCCAAGUCCUCAUUGAUGCGGGUGCAAAUGUUUUACAGUCCAUUCCUUUCCACCGCACCGCACUACAUAUGGCGAUAAGGACUGGCCAUCUUUCGACAGUGUCAAUGCUUCUGAACAAAAUGAAGUCGCACCCAGAUAUGGCGGAUAUACAUGUAUACAGCGGUGUUCUGGAUCUAGCAGCGGAGUACGGCCACACGCAUGUCUUUCAUAAGCUCGUUGAGGCUGGCUUUGAGUUUACAGCGAAUACCCUGAGACUUGCCGCCUCGUUGGGUCGAGCAAAGAUAGCCAGGAUUCUUCUUUCUCUAUCAUCAUUUCCGAUGCAACUACGACAUGAGGUGUUAAUAAAAUCCGCCAUGCUUGGCUACCAUUCUGUGGUGAAAGUGCUGAUGGGGUCUGACUUUGAUAUCUCGCAUAGCAACAUCGUUCUGUCUGACACGGUGGGCUCUUCAGGUAGUCUCAAGGUACUUCGACUUCUUGAGCAUGCGGGAUUCAACUUGGAAUGGGGCACAAUACUAUACUUUGCUGCUAAGGGAGGCCACGCCGCAAUGGUUGCAUAUGUCGCUGGUUCGAAACGAGUGGACCACCGUAAUUACACAUCAGCGCUCUAUAAUUCCGCUACUGCAGGGCAUCAUGCCGUGGUGAAAGUUCUUCUUGAGUCCGGGGCUAAGUUGGACGAAGAUGAAAAAAGAAGCGCCCUUGCAUCUGCUUGCGAGAAAGGUUCUCUAGCCAUUCAUGAUUUACUUGUUGAACCUGGGGAUCGAUUCAACAUUCAGGCGCUCUAUCCCGCAGUCUGUGCCGGAGAUUCUGAGAGGACUGCUGCUAUCCUGAAUCGCAAAAUAGAUACGUCCACACUUGACCGGCCUACCAAUAUUAGGUUGCAGCGCUGUUUGAAAAAGGCAGCUGAAAAUGGCAAUACUGUGAUAGUAAAGCUAUUACUAAAUGCGGGAAUAGCGCCAGAUUACGCUUAUAGUCAUGCGCGCUGGGGAUAUUGGGCCCGGUCUGCACUCGAGUGGGCAGCCAGAGGGGGCCACUUGGAGGUAGUGGAUGUUCUCGUAAAGGCUGGAGCUGAUCUCGCACGCGAAAACCGUUUAAACUUCCGCAACUCGUCGACAUUUGGUCAAAAGGGGUAUACCGCCUUGUAUGUCGCUGCUGGAGCCGGACAUGUGGCUGUGACAAAAUACCUCAUUUCUUGCGGGGCGUGCGUUUCCUUCCAAGGAGAAGAAGGCCAUACAGCAUUGCAUCAAGUGGCAAGGGUUGGUCAUAUUGCAAUAGUGAAGCUCCUCAUAAAGGCGGGUGCCGAUCUCUCUAUUCAAGCACGCUGCGGGGCGACCCCUCUCUAUUAUGCUGCACUGUAUAAUCGCGUUGAGAUUGUUGAGUUGCUUCUGAAUGCUGGUUCUGAUCCGUCUAUUCUAGACCUACAAGGAAGAUCUGCUCUUAGCCGGGCAUCCGAGUUCGGCCAUACUGAGGUGGUUUCACUCCUCACUGCAGCCCACAAUGGGCACUAG
Penicillium verhagenii is the source of this 1902-nucleotide messenger RNA. Its product is annotated as ankyrin repeat domain-containing protein. The transcript has a single exon. NCBI's taxonomy places the organism in Eukaryota, Fungi, Ascomycota, Eurotiomycetes, Eurotiales, Aspergillaceae. The record is from RefSeq and is a predicted model, not a curated record. Bases 1 to 1902 code for a protein of 633 amino acids. Gene Ontology annotation, molecular function: protein binding.